GAGGAACAAAUCAGGGGGAGCAGAACUGGGGAGCACAUGGAUUUGCCUCUAGUUGUCUGUGUGGAGGUUCUCAUGGCAUCAGCCGAUACUGAGUUGAGGAAAGGAAAAUGUCAUGGUGCCUCUGUGUAAAUACCAAGUAACUCAAGACGUCCCAAAUAAAAUCAUGGCAACAAGAAAUAAAUUCCCAAGGAGACAUCUGGAAUAUUGCAUCAUCUUCCUUCUGAUUCCUGGAGGAGCCCUCGGAUGUAGCAACCUGGCAGUGGACUCACCCAUUGUUCUCUGGGGAUCAACGGUUACGGCUUCUUGCACCAUCUGGAGGAACCACUGCCCCUUUCGCAAGGAUGGAGAAAUCCAGAUGAUGUGGAAACUGGAUGGCGAGCUUCUCCAAGGUGUCCAGUACAGCCCUGGUGGUGCGAUGGAAUUUUCAAACAUCACCAUCGGCCCUCUCAACAGGACUACGGUCAGCCUGGGCUGCUGCGUGUUGAAGGAUGAGAAACCGCACCUUUUGAACCUGAAACAGAUCCACGCUGGAUAUCCUCCAUCGCAACCCCAAAACCUCACCUGUAUCAUGAAUGACACCACCAGGAAUGUGAAGUGCCAGUGGGACCCUGGAGAAGACAGCCUCCUCCAAGUCCAUACUACUCUGAAGGCCUCCAGGAGUCAAAGUGGAUGUGCUGUCCUCCAGGAUCCCAUCCCAGACUGCAUCCCAGAGGCAAACCAGAAUUCUUGCACCAUUCCUCGCCAAAAUCUCCACCUUUACCAACCUAUGGCUUUCUGGGUGACAAUGCACAACGGCCUGGGAGUUGUACAAUCAGAGAUCCUUUGUGCAGACCCAAUGGACUUAGUCAAGCUGGAUCCACCAACUGUCCAGUCUGUCCAGUCCAUCCAGUCUGUCGCUGAGGAGUUGCACUGUGUGUCUGUGGCCUGGGAUGCAGCCAAAGACCAGGAGUACAUGAAGCAGUCAUGUGACCUGCGCUACCGCAAGGCUGGUGACCAGGAAUGGACACUGGUGCAGAAUGUUGGUGGCUCCACCAGGCAAGUACAGCACUGUGGCUUCCUCUUUGGCAUCUCCUAUCAAGUCCAGAUGCGCUGCCAGAAACUUGGAGCCAGAUAUAUGAGCAACUGGAGUCCUACAAAGACCUUUACCACUCAUGAGGACAGUGGGCAUGUGCCUUCAGGGGAACUUGAUGUCUGGUGGAAGAUGAAGCCCGGGGAGGAUGGACAGGGAACACAGGUGCAACUGCUGUGGAAGCCUAUGAAGCCAAAGGAGGCCAAGGGCAAAAUCCUGGGUUAUUGGGCCACCCUCGACCCCAGGCAACUCAGUGGUCAACUGUCCACUCUCUGCAACACCACAGAAUUGCGCUGCAAUUUCUCCUUGCCAAUCGGAGCACAGAGAAUUUAUCUCAUGGCUUACAAUGCAAGAGGCACAUCCCCGCCUACCAAGAUCUCAUUUCAGAAGAAAGGUAUUUCUGUGCCCAGGAUCCAAACCUCUCCUCUUGGGGAAAACAGCAUCUGUGUGAGCUGGGAUCCUCUAGGAGAACCAACCACCAGCUACAUCAUUGAGUGGCAGAGGCUGACCUCUGUGAAUUCCUUGGAUGAUUCUGAGACUAGCUGGACAAAACUGCGAAAUGGAGAGGAGAAACAAGUCCUGGUCCAAGAAAACAUUGAGCCUUACCAGCGGUACCUUAUUUCCAUCUACCCCCUCUACGAGGAUGGAGUGGGAAUGCCCCAGAGUACAGAAGCGUACACCAGGCAGAAAGCUCCUUCUGAGAGUCCCCAACUUCACCCAGGGGCUAUCAGCAAGACAACCGCUCAGCUUCUCUGGGAUCCCAUCCCUUUGGAACUGCGCAACGGCUUCAUCACCAGCUACACAAUCUUCUGGAUCAGCCCCAAUGAUGAUAUGAGCAGUGCUGUUGUGAACUCCUCUGUGAACUCAUUCACCAUCACAGAUCUCAAGCCUAUGACUAUGUACAAAGUGCACAUCAUGGCCUCCACUGUGGCUGGGAGCACCAAUGGAACCAGCCUGAUGCUCUACACCAAAGGAACAGAUGACUUCUCAUUUGCGUACCUGCUUAUCGGUCUGCUCUUGGUCAUGCUGAUUGUCCUGGUUAUCUGUUUUGAGAACAGCAAAAGGAUGAAGAUGCAGUUCUGGCCCAGCGUCCCUGAUCCAGCCAACAGCAGUCUAGGCAAAUGGGCUCCAGCAGUUCUACAAGAGGAGGCCCUCCUAGAUAACAGGUUAGGGGAACUUGGUUCCAUCAUCAUUCCUGCUAUCUUAGUGCUUGAAAAGGAUAAGAAGAAAUGCCUUUCCGCUGAGAAGAGUGAGAAGAGUGACCCUCCCGUGCCCCUGUCAGAUGGGCCGUGGUCGGAUGCUUCUAACGCCAAUGCUGCUUUACCAUCUGGCACCCCCAAGCCAGCUUCUCGCAUGAAUGGCUCAGAGUCUGUCCAGUAUGCCAGGGUGUUCUUGGACAGCUACCACAGGCAGGAGGAGGCACCGUCCUCUCUCUACUUGCGCUCCAACUCCACACAGCCACUUCUGGGUGACGUGACGCCCAGCCCAGAGCUCUAUGAGAACCUGUGGUUUCAUGGCGAGCAGCCAGCAAGAGUGCACAGCUGCAGUUUCCAAGAAGAUGCUGUCUUCCUGGAUGGGGCCCUGGUGGAGUUCCCAUUGCUGCAGGGUCUAAAGAUUAAUGGGAAUGAAGAUCUGAGCAACUUCUGAAGGUUGUGGCACCUUGCUGGCUUUGGAGGCGCAAGGGGGCUUGAUCCAAUUCUGUUCCUGCUUGCGACCGUAGUCCUCUUCUCCAUGAAGGAAGUACUGCCAGGUGCCUCUGCUUUCUCCAAGAUUCAGUUGAGGAAAGAUUCAGUCUACACUUAACUGCUUAACUGAUUGAAACAAGGACAUACCGGUGU
Molecule: messenger RNA, 2907 nt
Organism: Sphaerodactylus townsendi
Lineage: Eukaryota; Metazoa; Chordata; Lepidosauria; Squamata; Sphaerodactylidae
Gene: CSF3R
Product: colony stimulating factor 3 receptor
Exons: 16
Coding region: 113-2716 (867 amino acids)
Biological process (GO): cytokine-mediated signaling pathway
Cellular component (GO): external side of plasma membrane; signaling receptor complex; membrane
Molecular function (GO): granulocyte colony-stimulating factor binding; cytokine receptor activity
Source: RefSeq, a predicted model, not a curated record